AUGGGAGGCAGAAACGUCAGCAGGGUGAUAGGGGCUGUUGGUGUUAGCGGGGGGUUUGAGGCUGGUGUUGGGAGUAGGGAGAACGAGACUUGUGCUGAUGCUGGCCCGGCUGCUGUGGGUGAAGCUGAUGGAACUGGCGUGGACGGUGCUGCCCGCGGGCAGAAUAAAAGCCUCCGAAAGAGCCGUCAAAAGGGCCUCAGCAGGAGCAACAGUCUGGAUAGAGUUGACUUCUCGGACUGGGUUGUGGAGAUGGAGGGAGGAGAAAGCGCGGCCAGUGGUGGUGGGCCCUGUAAUGCACAGCCUCGUUCAGACGACCCAAAUUCGUCCGCUAGUAUCCGUCUGUUUGGCUCAAAAGGCGAGUGGACAGGGAGAGGGGAGGAUGACCGGCUUGGUAGUGUUAGGGUGGACAGGGUGGACAGGGUGGACAGGGUGGACAGGGUGGACAGGGUGGACAGGGUGGACAGGGUGGACAGGGGGAGUGGGAAGGGAGUGUCUGUGGGGAAAGUCGCCGGGCAGGAGCUGGGAGUCGGUGGGAGAAGCGAGGAAGGCGUGGGGGUACGGGAGGGAGGGAGCGGAGUUGGGCGGGAGAAAGAGGAGUGGAUGCGUGGGGGGGCGCGGGGGAUUAGGGGGCCGGGGGGCGCGGGCGGAGUGAUGGCGGGCGCGGAGGCCAGCAGCAGCAGCAGCAGCAGCAGGGAAGGGGGGGGGGAAGCAGCAGGCAUGUUCCUGCAUGUGGAUGCGGGGAAAGCAGGCAUGUUCCUGCACGCGAUGAGGAAGGCUAAGGUGCCGAGGGAAGGGCGGGGGAUGGGCGCAGUGGGGGGCGGGGGGGGGCGCGUGGGGGGCGUGCGGAGCGCGGGGUAUAUCGCGCUGCCUGCUGUACAGGAGCAUGGUGGGCAGUGUGGGGAGCAGGGGGCAGAGCGGGCAGAGCGGGCAGAGCAGGCAGACGGACAGUCGGCUGCUGAUACUACUCUGCCCGGAGGCCAGCACACAGAGAGAGAGAAGGGCGGGGAGCAGUCAGGUGGCUUGCGUGACAGGGUGGCUUUGAACGAAGCAGAGGCGGCUGCAGGCGUGUGGAAAAAGCAGUGGGCGCACGGGCGGAAGAUAGGGCAUGAGAAGAGUUGCGGAAGGGAGGGACGUGAGAGGAAGGGAGACGAGAAGGGUGGUGAGAAGGGGCGGGGUAGAGAAGGGGUUAGAAAAGCCCCUCAGGAUUUUGAGGAGCUAAUGAGAUAUGCAGCUACUGCUAUGGAUGUGGGGGAGAGAGGAGAAGGACAGGAGGGUACAGGGAAAGAUGGUCGGGGAGGGGGGGAUGUUCAAGGAAGAGAGGGGAGUGUGGGCGAGGGCGACAGGGGAAUGAAGAAGGCGAGAAGCUUCCCGGAUAUUGUAGAGAAGUGUGGUAACCAGAGUGGUUACGGCAGCUCGGAGGGCAUGCAGGUGGCGGUGAAGGUGCACAGGUCGGCCAGCAAGCAGGAGGCAAUAGAGGCGUUUGUGAGAGAGGUGGAUAUCCUUUUACUCACCGCUCCUGCACCGGGCUCAAACUUCCCACUCCCCCUCCACCUAUCGUGGCGCGACCGAGUGCGCAUAGCAGCAGAAGUGGCGUCCGCCCUGCUCUGCCUGCACCAGUCCCACCCGCCCAUCCUCCACCGGGACCUCAAGCCCGAUAACAUCCUCCUUGACCAGUCGCGCACCAGCAAGGUCGCUGACGUGGGCCUCUCCUGCGUCGUCCCGUCGUCCAACGUGGUGUUUACCCGGAAAGUCCGCGGGACGAUCGGGUUUAUAGACCCCGAAGCGGUGGAGUCCGGGGAGUUGACGACCAAGUCGGAUGUGUAUGCGUACGGGGUGGUGCUGAUGUUGCUGCUGACGCGUUUUCCCGCAGCUAGGGACCUGCACAGGCUUUUUCUCGCGUGCAUUAUCCUCCUCGCAGCCACUUCCGCCUCCGCGCAGCGUGGUCCGCCUGGCGGAAGCCGUCCUGGCGGCGCGCGCGGAGGCCCCGGUGGGUCCAGUGGGCCCGGCAGCGCACCCGGCGGACCUGGCGGGUCCGCAGGGGUGCCAGGCGGGGAGCCGCGCGGUCCUCCGCUUAACCUGACGGUCGUCGGGAAUCUGACUGCCGACGUUGGCGCGCGACUGGCCAACUGCUCCGCGGACCAGGAGGUCCUUGACGGUCGUUUUCACCUCGCCAUUUUCAAAAACUCCACCGGGAACUACAACCUCGUCGUCGACGCUCUCCUAAUCGGCGCCGCCGGCGGUCCCCCCGACUCGCUCGCGAUCGUGAAGGGCGCCGUUUGCGACUCCUCCGCUUCCGCCGCUCUGGCGCUGCCCGUCUCCGCGUCCGACUGGCAGCAGCGCGCGGGAUGGUGGCUGCUGCACGCGGAAGCGCGCCUCGACGCGUUCCUCGAGAACGCGGACUCCGCCACCGUCGAGGCGCUCCUCGCCGUCGUCCCGAACGUGACGCUUCCGCAAGGCGGCCGGCGCGGUGGCGGCGGAAGCGGCGUGGGGAGCGCGGGGAAAGGGCAGGGCAGCAGGCGCAUGGGGCUGGGGGUGGGCAGGCUGCUGCUGCGCGCGCUGGCCCCCUUCAAGCAGGGGGUGCAGCCGCAGGGGGGACAGCAGCAGCCGCCGUCUGCAGGUGCUGGGGCGAGCGGCGGAGUGAACAGCACAGUGACCGGAUACGCCGUGCUGGCUGGAAGCAGCGCGUCGGGAGUGACCUGGGGUGGGCAGCUGAUGGGGGUGAAAUUUCCCGCCGCUCCUUCUACCGCUUGA
Closterium sp. Yama58-4 is the source of this 2751-nucleotide messenger RNA. NCBI's taxonomy places the organism in Eukaryota, Viridiplantae, Streptophyta, Zygnematophyceae, Desmidiales, Closteriaceae. The record is from the annotation of a GenBank genome assembly.